Molecule: messenger RNA, 1370 nt
Organism: Anguilla rostrata (American eel)
Lineage: Eukaryota; Metazoa; Chordata; Actinopteri; Anguilliformes; Anguillidae
Product: ribonuclease inhibitor-like
Exons: 4
Coding region: 258-1076 (272 amino acids)
Biological process (GO): intracellular signal transduction
Molecular function (GO): protein binding
Source: RefSeq, a predicted model, not a curated record
ACAAUAAUAUAUCAACUCUCUUUUGCAGACUGAACAGGUGUGACCUCACAGAGAAGUCCUGUGAAAUUGUGGCCUCUGCUCUUCAGUCAUCAAACUCACCCCUGAGAGAUCUGGACCUCAGCUACAAUAACCUGGGAGAUUCAGGAGCGAAGCUGCUCUGUGCUGGACUGGUGAGUCCAGGCUGUAAACUACAGAGACUGGACCUCAGCUACAAUAACCUGGGAGAUUCAGGAGUGAAGCUGCUCUGUGCUGCACUGAUGAGUCCAAACUGUAAACUACAGACACUGGGACUGAACAGCUGUGGCCUCUCAGAGAAGUCCUGUGAAAUUGUGGCCUCUGCUCUCCAGUCAUCAAACUCACCCCUGAGAGAUCUGGACCUCAGCUACAAUAGCCUGGGAGAUUCAGGAGUGAAGCUGCUCUGUGCUGGACUGAUGAGUCCAAACUGUAAACUACAGAGACUGGGACUAUACAGCUGUGGCCUCUCAGAGAAGUCCUGUGAAAUUGUGGCCUCUGCUCUUCAGUCAUCAAACUCACCCCUGAGAGAUCUGGACCUCAGCUACAAUAGCCUGGGAGAUUCAGGAGUGAAGCUGCUCUGUGCUGGACCGAUGAGUCCAAACUGUAAACUACAGAGACUGGGACUGAACAGCUGUGACCUCACAGAGAAGUCCUGUGAAAUUGUGGCCUCUGCUCUCCAGUCAUCAAACUCACCCCUGAGAGAUCUGGACCUCAGCUACAAUAACCUGGGAGAUUCAGGAGUGAAGCUGCUCUGUGCUGGACUGAUGAGUCCAAACUGUAAACUACAGAGACUGGACCUCAGCCACAAUAACCUGAGAGAUUCAGGAGUGAAGCUGCUCUGUGCUGGACUGAUGAGUCCAGACUGUAAACUACAGAGACUGGACCUCAGCUACAAUAGCCUGGGAGAUUCAGGAGUGAAGCUGCUCUGUGCUGGACUGAUUAGUCCAAACUGUAAACUACAGAGACUGGACCUCAGCUACAAUAGCCUGGGAGAUUCAGGAGUGAAGCUGCUCUGUGCUGGACUGAUGAGUCCAAACUGUAAACUACAGACACUGGGGUGAGUUGUGCUGUGUACUGUGUGACCUUAACUAAAUAGAAUUAGUGAUUAUGGAUCUGUGCAGUGAAAUAUAGGGUUGAACAGAGAGCUGAACCUGAAUAAUCUCUUGUAGUUCACUUUGUUGAUCCCCUUUAUUAAUUUUAAAGACUCAAUCAAAUAACCCUGAGUCUACUUUUACUAAGCUUGAAGAAGUUAAGCAUCUGAAGUCUUUCCUCAAAACUUUUAUCUUUCAUACCAGGAACCAGUUUGGUUUCCCUUCUUUCAGCCUUUUCCAGAUCCUUUUUAUCUUUCUUGUAGU